CGGAGCACGGUGGACUGAACCAAUUGCAUCAUGUUCCUCCGAUAGCGCACCAUAUGCACCAUACGGGAUGGUUCUUUGCACCGCAAGUUGAUACUAUUUUAAUAUGUCUAACGCAGAACGAGUUUCCCUCCACCUCUCCGCGAAUCUCUCUGGUAGAAAUUCCCAUUCUAUUUCCGUUCACGUUAAAAGUCUCUCAGGUAGAGCAAUAUUUUUCAUAAUUCCUGUACACAUACGAGAACAAUUGGAGAGCUAUGGUCUCAUUGGUUUGGACCACUAUCACAUUCAUCGGUUUAUUCAUUCUCUUUUCCAACGACUCGACCGUCUCGGCUCUCCCCACAGGUCCAAUUGCGAUCUUGCCUUCUCAAAAAGUCUCGAACGAAACGUCUCAGAGUAUUGCCGUAGAACUUGAACGUCGGUUCAUCUCGUCUCGAAAGGUAGAAGCGCCUUCGUGUCGGAACCUUACGAAGGAUGACUUUGAGAAACUCCCCGGCGCUAGCAAACUUAAGGCAACGGCGACGAACAGGUGGGGCAAACAUUUCAGUGUCAAAUUAAACGAUCCAAAGGAGCCACAAUACCCUGCUGAAGUUUGCGUCAAGCCGACCACGGUCAAAUUCACUGGGAAACCCGAAUGCCAUGUAACAAAUGCCACUACAGGAGGUGAGCUCACUGGGACGACUGGCACUAGCGCUCUUGGGAUAGCUCAAGGUACUACGACAUCAGGGCAAUUUACUAUCAGCUCGGCCGCCUCCAUUAGCUUGUCCUCCUCGUUUAUGACCUCUGUCAGCUUUCCAGCAAUUACCGAUAUCAUGGAUGCGACGACCGUAAAUGUGGGUAUUACUAACACCCAAACCACAAGUUUUACAACAACAUACACCAGCACGACUACAAUGACUCUUACAAUGUCCUCCCCUGAGGGCGAGUCAUGUAAUGCUAGCCAAACGAUGAAAUUGUGUACAAUUCAGGCAAUCGGCGAGGUAGUGCUCUAUGCCCGAGGAUUCGUCGGUUUUGAUUAUGGCUCAGCUGUGACAGAUAAGACCGAGCAUACGGCAAAGGGCGAGAAGAGCGAGGAGCAUUACAAAUGGUUUCUUCCGUUUAAUUCUUUGUCGGAGGCGGAUAUAUCAAGCACUGCGACCUUCCAAGGCUCAACGACUUCGAAUAUCCAUGGAAAGUACCAGGGAAAUUGUGCAUGAUUGUGUUUUGUGUUGUUCCAUGACUUGAUGACUAUGACGGACAAUAUGAACACUGAAUGCCAGAGACCUAUAUUCUUAUCCUUCUCUCGUGUAUUUGUAUCGAUGUAUCUACUACUAGUGGUCUACGUGACAAUAUUAUCAGUUUCUCCAACGCCACUAGCCGCUCGUACAUGACUCAAAUAAUUAUUCAUUGCAAAC
Messenger RNA from Lentinula edodes (shiitake mushroom), 1388 nucleotides. RefSeq lists its product as uncharacterized. Lineage: Eukaryota; Fungi; Basidiomycota; Agaricomycetes; Agaricales; Omphalotaceae. The transcript is spliced from 10 exons. Bases 252 to 1190 code for a protein of 312 amino acids. The record is from RefSeq and is a predicted model, not a curated record.